AUUAGAAGUUCUGGGAGAUUGGGUAUCAUAUUUUAUUUCUUAAAAAUCAUAGAGACAAAGUAUGAAGCUUAGUUGUUGUAGCUCGAAAAUUAUUGCUGAAGGAAUGUCUGAAUUAAAGCUGAAAGUUACUGAAAGUUAAGGUGUGGUAUGGGAGGUAGUAAAGUGAAGGGAAUUUUAGUUUGAAGAGCUAUUAACAGCAAAAGCAGGUGGAUCUCUUGAGUUCUAGGCUAGGUGUACAAAUUGAGUGUGGGACAGUCAGGGCUACACAAAGAAACCCUGUCUCAAAAAGCUAGAAAGGGCUGGAAGCUGGAAGCUCACGCUAUUAAUCCUAGCACAGAUAGGCAGGUAGAUCUCUAUGAGUUCCAGGCAAGCCUGAUCUACAUCAAGUUCCAGGACUGCUAGGGCUACACAGAAAAACCUUGUCUCAAAGAAAAAACAAAACAAAACAAAAAACAGCUAUAAAGGAAGCCAAGUGAAGAAGUACAUUCCUGUAAUCCUAGCACUUGGAAGGUAGAGGAAGAUCAGAAGUUCCAUUCCACUACAUAGUGAUUUGGAUGCCAGCCUGAACUAUAUGAGACUCUACCUCAAAAAAUUGCCUAGCAUGAGCCAAGCCCUCCUGGAUCCCCAGUACCAAAUAAAGAAGGUGGGAGUCAAUCACUUUGACAAGUCUCCUAAAAGGAACAGCCAGCAGGAGUUGAAACCUUUUUCCAUUUGGUCUCGUGGCAAAGGCAGAUUGCUCCAGCAGCUCCACACAAUAUGACGUGCUCACUCUUACCCUCUGAACAGUCUUCUGGUACUUCUUUUCUGCCUAAAGACAAUGCCUCAUUUUCUUGGGGUUCCUCGGAUGAAGAUGAGUUGAAUGACUCCUUGUUGGAGUUUUCUGAUGGAGAAGAAGAUGAUGGCCAUUUCAGUUUCACAGAGGAAGAGAUUGAGAUGCUUUUGAAGGACGAUGAUGGUGGGCAUAAUGAGUAUAGAUCGAGAAAGAGUCAAAUUCUACCCGAUACUCCUCAAGAAAAUUCUUUGUACAGCUUGGGAUCUUCAGCUGAAACCCCUGGCUUCCUCAAACUACCUCAACUAAGUACAUCAGUUGGUCAUGGACCAACUCCUAGUAAAUCAUUAAACAGACACUUUGUACUUGAAAAGAAUCUUAUAAAAGUAACUGUUGUUGCACCAUUUAAUCCAACAGUUUGUGAUCCUGUGCUUGAUAAAGACAAGAUUGAUUCCUCCAAAGAAACAGAAAAACCUGCCUUCCUUCGGGAACAGACGAGAGAAGAUGAUCUUCAUCUUAAUGAGAAUAAACAUUGCACUGAACCUGAAGGGGUCAGUCCCAGUAACUCUGCUUGGGAUGGGCCCCUGCUUUCUUCUCCUUCAAACAAUAAUAUCGAACAAAAUGCCUCCGAUAAAAAUAUACCUGAAAGUAAGAAACCUACCCCUGUGUUCUCUCAGAUCUCCAACCAUUCAGAGGUACCCAACAGGAAAAAUAGUGGAUCACACAAAUCAGGUUGUGAAGUGAGAAUUCCAGUUGUGUCCAGUUCAUCAAACAGACAUGCCUUUGACAAGGAUUCUGGGGAGGCGAAAGGUGAGAGAAGACUAGGCAAAGUCAUUCCUGUUCUACAAACCAGAACCAGGAUGUUUUCACAAUCAGAUCUAGAAAAACAGAAGGACAUUUAUCUCAGCAAAGUCAUUGCUCAUAUAGAAGACCCAGGGGACUCUAACCAAGGAACCUUAGGAGAGCUAGAUGCCCUGAUGGAUCAAGUUCAUAUGCAGAACCCAGACUGGCAGCAUCCUUCAGAUCUUACCACACGAAAUUAUGCCCGGUUCCGACAGAGACCUCUGCAGAGAUACAGUCUGAGUCAGUGGGUUGACAGAAACAAGCGAAGCCACCAUCGUUUCCAGCGUCUCCCAGACUUCUCUUACAGCCCAUACGUUUCAUCCCAUCAACAGUGACAGUUCCUACUAAGGGUCCAGUCACAGCAGCAUCGUAUUUUCCUCUGCUAUUUUUGUUUGUAUAUUUUGAGUUUUAUUUUUCACAAGAUUUUUAUUUAAAGAAUUUGUCACCUUUUGGAAAUGCCCAUUACUGUCUUGAUUUUUUUUUUUUAAUGAGAACCACCUCCCAUCCCGUUUGUGUGUCUGUCUGUUGUAUAUGUUUCAGCAAUGCUUAAGUAGUGUUUUUCUGUUUGUUCUUUGUUGUUGUUGUUGCUGUUUUUACAUUUUAAAUGAAGGUAAUUCCCUUAUGAAGGCCUGUGUUAAGUCAGAACAUCCAGGCUUUUAAGUAAAUUCCAGCUGUAAGCGCAGGCAGAGGCUACUUGUACUACCCGAAAGAAAUAUUUCAGUCUACUGUAAGGAAGAGAGGUGGCUUUGCAGGCUAAGAGCCGGUGUUACUGUUGUUGACUUGUGAAUAGAUAGAAGUCACUGUUAACAACCCCUCUUUUUAAAUUUAAGUUUCUUGAAUACUUGUCAGUAUUUUAAUGUUGCCAAUUCAGUACAUUUGAAAUAGGAUAGAGAAGGAGAAAAGUUCUGUUGAAAGGAUAGAUUAAAAAUGUAAAUCUUCUCCUUUCUGUACCCAUUAGCUGCCUUUUAAAAAAAUUAUUAUUAAUGGCUUAUUCUCUGUUUAAUAUGUUCGUUCAUAAUGUUUGAAAUCUUACACAUCUUAACUGACAGAAGACAACUGAUUAAUCCUUGUUGAA
Grammomys surdaster is the source of this 2687-nucleotide messenger RNA. RefSeq names its product S100P binding protein (gene S100pbp). Gene Ontology annotation, molecular function: calcium-dependent protein binding. Gene Ontology annotation, cellular component: nucleus; cytosol. Bases 757 to 1947 code for a protein of 396 amino acids. NCBI's taxonomy places the organism in Eukaryota, Metazoa, Chordata, Mammalia, Rodentia, Muridae. The record is from RefSeq and is a predicted model, not a curated record. The transcript is spliced from 7 exons.